This is a messenger RNA of Hippocampus zosterae (dwarf seahorse), 1539 nucleotides long. It is a transcript of the gene pnp6, whose product is annotated as purine nucleoside phosphorylase 6. Gene Ontology annotation, biological process: nucleoside metabolic process. The record is from RefSeq and is a predicted model, not a curated record. The transcript is spliced from 6 exons. Gene Ontology annotation, molecular function: purine-nucleoside phosphorylase activity. Lineage: Eukaryota; Metazoa; Chordata; Actinopteri; Syngnathiformes; Syngnathidae. Gene Ontology annotation, cellular component: cytoplasm. The coding region runs from base 139 to 1014 and encodes 291 amino acids.
UGGCGUCACAACGUUCACCGCCGUCCGUCUUAUAUUUACCCCGCUUAGUGGUCUGGGAGUGAAACUCGGCAUAACUGUUUAAAAAAAACGACCCAAACAGCAUCUCGUCCACCUAUUCGUCCCGCACACCAGGAGGACAUGGCGUCGCCGUCGUCUUCCCUGUCCGUGUCGUGCAGAUCCAGGUAUGAUGACUACAAAGAGACAGCCGACUGGCUGCUGGUCCAGACCAAGCAGAGACCCAGAGUAGCCAUCAUUUGUGGAUCAGGCCUGGGUGCUCUGGCUGACUUGCUUGAAGACCAAAUUGUUUUCCCUUAUAAGGAAAUCCCGGGUUUCCCAACUAGCACGGUGGCAGGCCAUGCCGGUCAACUGGUUUUCGGGAAACUGCAGGGCCGGGAGUGUGUCUGCAUGCAGGGUCGAUUCCACUUCUACGAAGGUUACAGCCUGCACACUGUGACGUACCCCGUGCGAGUCUUCUUCCUGCUGGGUGUGGAAACUCUGAUUGUCACGAAUGCAGCAGGUGGACUCAAUGGCAACUACAAAGUGGGGGAUAUUAUGGUCAUUAAGGAUCAUAUCAACUUGCCGGGGUUUGGUGGAGAGAGCCCACUGGUUGGACGCAAUGAUGACAGGUUCGGAGUGCGCUUCCCUUGCAUGUCAGAUGCCUAUGACCGGAACCUGAGGGCUUUGGCCAUCGAGACAGCACAUGAACAGAAAUGCGGCAACUUCCUGCAGGAAGGGGUUUACUGUAUGGUGGCUGGACCAAAUUAUGAGACCAUCGCAGAAUGCAACGUCCUACGUAAAUUUGGAGCGGAUGCUGUUGGUAUGAGCACAGUCCCAGAGGUAACGGUGGCACGUCAUUGUGGCUUGCGUGUCUUGGGUCUCUCGCUGAUCACCAACAUGGCCGUGACAGAUUAUGACAGUAAUGAGCAAGCAAACCAUGAGCAGGUGCUCAUGACCACCAGCCUUCGAGCACAAGAACUCCAGAGGCUUGUCAGACAUCUUGUCAAGAAGCUCUAGCACAGGCAUGUCCAGCUGCGGGCCUGGAGGGCCACUGUCCUGCCUGUUUUCCAUCUCUCCCAGCUGCAACACACUUGAUUCAGAUGAGCUGCUCCUCAGCCAGCUCUGAAGCAGCCUUAGAACGAUCCUGAUGAUUUGAAUCAGGUGCGUUGCUCCUUGGAGAGCUGGAAAACAGGCAGGAUAGCGGCCCUUGAGGACCGACUUUGGACACCCAUGCUCUAGCACCUUCAGUUCCAAUCUGCUGGAAACAAAAAGGGUAUCCGUCCUUCAAUGAUAGGGGUUGAGAUAAGCAUAGACAUCCGAGUUGUUCAAUUAGAGGGGAAAUCAUCCAUCUUGAUUCAGGCAGUGAUAAUCCAGGACAUAGAAUAAGGAGAGCAUACCGUAUAACAACGCAAUAUUUGGGUGGCAGCUCGUCAAUCGUGUGUGCAAGGGCGCUGCACUAGCACCCAGCUGAGUCACAUUGAAAGGAACAAAAAUAAAAUAAUGACAUUUAAAAGGAAGAAUUCUGAAAGAAAUACCUUAAAA